Racocetra fulgida is the source of this 1406-nucleotide messenger RNA. Lineage: Eukaryota; Fungi; Glomeromycota; Glomeromycetes; Diversisporales; Gigasporaceae. The record is from the annotation of a GenBank genome assembly.
AUGUCGCGCAAAUCCACUGAAAAUUCCAAUGCAAGUUUGCUAAAAUUCUUUUCACCUGUUCGGAAAGAAGCCACCAAGAAUGACAAGCCAGGUAAGCCAUCACGCGACUAUCUUGCAUUUUAUCAAUAUUCAUCUAUUUUUCGUCUUUUAAUCCAACUUAACGGAUUGUCACCGAAUUUUGCUGAAAUGGUAUUUGAAAACACGCGCAAUAACGAUUCGAAUUCGGAAAAUCCGAUAUGUAAUCCUUCAAUACCACAAAAAACAAAAGAGUCUGAGAAAUAUAUCAGGGAAUUUUUAUCAACUGUGCGACCGGAGCUUCUUAAAAAACGUGGUAUGAAAGCACUGGCGUCGGCUAAAGAAUUAAUUCUGCAAACAACAAAACAACAUGAACCUCACAAAAUGGAUAUUGAUGAUGAUAAUAAUAAUGGAUGUGAAAAGUGUAGUUUCAUAUCUAUGGCAGACAUGGCUGUAGAGGAUCUAUCAUCAUUAUUUGGAGACGACAAAAAAAUUUGGAUGAAAUUGCUGCAAUUUGAAGAAAAUUAUCGUCCUCCAUAUUACGGUACUUGGACGAAGUCGAGCAAGAUUAUUUCAGGCAGACGCCCAUUUGCCAAGGACACUAGUAUCAUGGAUUAUGAAUAUGAUAGUGAUAUGGAAUGGGAAGAAGAGGAAGAAGGUGAAGAAUUAAAAAGUGACGACGAUGAUGAUGAUGAUCCAGAAGAUGAAGACCCUGGACCCAGAGUAAUUGAACCAUUCCGUCCAUUAGUUAUCGGUCCCAUAUUAGAGGAAAAUCUCGGUGAUAGUAAUCACCAAUUAGUUGAAUAUAGUACUAAAUUCUUAAAUGAUUCGAACAUUGAAGAUACUCAUGAUAAAGAACAUUCACCUAAUAAAUCUCGGAGCAAAGGAAAGUCAAAUCAAAAGAACAAAGAUCAAGCUAAAAUUGAACUUUUAUCAAUCGCAAUCAUUACUUCUUUGAUGUUAACGAUGUCUUCGGAACAAUCCAACAACCCGGUUAAUUCCCAAAACUUUGAUGAAAUUGAUUUCAAUAACGAGUCUUUUGAGCAAAUAGAAGACACUGAUACACUUCAUAUUAUGGAUAAUCAAACUGUGUCAUUAGGAAAAUUUGGUACUUUUCAUACAAAUGAUAUAAUAGGGAAACCUUUUGGUCAUUCUUACGAAAUUUAUGACCGGGAUAAAAUCACUCUAGAUUUAGAUGAAUCUGAUGCAAAUAAUCAGCAAACAAUUGAUGACCCAUCUAAACAAAAGUUAUCCUAUCAGGAUAUCGAACAAUUAAAAAAGGACGGAAUAGAAGGACAGGAUAUUAUCAAGAAAGUAAUCGAAAGCCAUUCAUCAUUUGAUAAAAAAACCGAAUACUCUAAAGCGAAAUAUAUUAAACGAAAAGAAUCAAA